Molecule: messenger RNA, 294 nt
Organism: Coprinopsis cinerea okayama7#130
Lineage: Eukaryota; Fungi; Basidiomycota; Agaricomycetes; Agaricales; Psathyrellaceae
Exons: 1
Coding region: 1-294 (97 amino acids)
Source: RefSeq, a predicted model, not a curated record
AUGGGGCUACGACGGGACCACUGGCAGCGACUCUCUUUUAUUCUCAUACUACUGGGCAUCCUCUUCUUCCUCUCGGUACUGCUUUACAGUGGGCGCGACCGCUUCGCCAAGGCGUACGAUAGUGCAAAACCGGCGCACUGGAAGACCUUUGAAGACGAGACUGUCGGCAAAGCACCGUCUUCCAACUGCAGAGGGAGGCAUGAUGGGCGCAGUGCGCUCGUGUCUACCAGGGAACUGACAACCAUUCCUUCCGUGACCCUGCCUGGUGGCUGUAACCUGAUGGCGCUUGAUUGA